ACGGGAUGGGGAUAGGAUAUCCCUAUCCCUCCCAUAGAUAAUAAUACAAAAUACAAAUACAUGGGUAUCCUGUGCGGGAUUUUAGUUAGACAUUAUGUAAAUUUAUUUCCCACAUAUAAUUCCAAUUUCUUUAUUUCAAGAUUUCAAGUCUUCAAACAAUCUAAUAGUUUUAAUGAUAAGAAAUAUAUAUGUAAGAACCUGGUAUAGGUAAUUUAUUUACAAUCUAUUACUGGGUUGGUACGCGCCCACCUGCCGAAUCCAGAUUGAAUUGAAGCGAGAAUUCAUGGAGAAGUCUUUCUUCAGCUUUCCUUUAUUUUCAUGAUAUCCUUGAUACAUCGGUAUAUUAUUGUUAGGUAUAAUACAUUCGUUUUGCUAUCAAAUUCAUGGAACAAAUUAUGGAAAAUCAUUCUGCGUGGGUUUUAUGCCCUUCCAAGAAGUUUCCUGGAAGAUAUUAUUAUUUCAACACUCAAACUGGAGAGAACGCGUGGACUUGGACUGUGCCUUCAGGGCAAACUCAAGAUGGGAGAACAGCUGAAAAUCCCAAACAGAGGCGAACUCCAGAUGGGAGAGCAGUAGAAAAUACCAGACAGACGCAAACUCCAGAUGGGAGAACAGCAGAAAAGACACAAUCCUCAUUUGGCAAAGUUGAAUUUCCUAAAUAUCUUCACAAAAAGGCCAUAAAUCUUAGGAAAAAUUGUGCAUUAAAAAAAAGUAAUUUCAACAAACCAAAUGCCCCUGUAAAUAAUCCAAAUCUAACAUCUGGAAGCAGGAAAUCUGAACACCUACAGUUUAAAUCAAUUUUGAAUAAUCCAUUUUCAUUGAGACACUCAGAAUCAUUAAAGACAGACAGUAAGCAACUUUGUGAAGAGAGUCAUUCAAGAAUAAGUGUUUUUGAACCUUUAUUUGAUGAUAAUUUUUUACCAAAACGUCGAUCAAGCAUAGACAUUGAUGAACUUGGUCAAGCCAUGAAAAAAGCUCGGAUAUGUUCCCCUUCUUCAAGUAUCUCGGAGAAAGAUAAUUUUGAAUGGAAUCCAGAUAAAGUAAAAACUCUUGUGGAAUUUGAUGACGACUCGUCAUCAUCGACGACCCGAAAUCGCUGGCACAGAAAUGAAGAUGUGAAAGUUUGCAUAAAUUUUCUGCGCAAUCUUUCAAAAUCCGAGUACACAGAUGCCUGGUAUUUAGUACCCGACGUAGAGGUCCUGUUAGAAAAUUUAAAUUUCAUUAAAGAAUUCAUUGCUGGCGAUCGAACAUGCUCGCUGCUGACACCAGCUAUUGUGCUAGCAAAACUGCAAUCCCUACGCGACGACUAUCGUACGCCAAACGCUGGCCAAGUAUAUCUGUGGCUGGUUGAAAACUCCGUGUGUGAAACUAACAAUCAUCUAGAUUGUUCUCUAGAUAAUGUUACAGUGCACAAACAAAUAAUUGAAUAUUGUAUACAAGCGAACACAUUCCAUUUGGUUAUAAUUACAAAGAGUAAGAGCUUGUGGGAUCAAGCUAGAAGAAAAGACAUUCACGUCUAUUAUUUGAAUGCGCUAAAAAUAAUAAAUCCAAAGGAAAAUCUGUUUCUUCUCGACCCGGACAGCGCUGAAACUUUUAAAUGGCCGACAUCACCGACCGUCCCUAAGGAGUGUAAUAGUACAAAAAGUGCGUACGAAAAUUUCGAAAUUUGCGUUAACCAAAGUGGUGAAAGAAGUUUUAUCCUAUUUAGUUCUACUUCUGAUGAAAAAGAAAAUUCAAUGAACGUCUUUGAAGGAAAUGUAAAGAAAAAUGAUGUCAGCACAUCAGCUCAAAUAAACUUUGAAGGUCACUCUGUAGAGAGUAAUUUACGGGAAUUCUGUACGAAACACGCAAAUUUGCAGGCAAAUGUUGACAAAAUAGUCGAUGAGUGCACUUGUAGCUUCCUGCAGAUAAUGGAAUAUUGUUUGCACAACAUAUUGCAGCGCCUUCCUGAAACGCAGUUCGACCCGCCAUAUUGGUUAUACGAAGGCUUACGAUUUUUAAAAGAACGUUAUUAUCAAAAUAAAGUGCUGUGCGAAAUCGUAGACCGUUUGAUAUCGAUGUGUGGAUUUUAUGUAAGCAAUGAUAUACUGCGACCAAAUAUAAAGUCCGACCAAUUCAUACAAAUAUUGGGCGCUGGAAGUUUACUUGUUAAGGAGUUAGAAAAAAUAUCACAGUUCCCAGAGUUAAGUGAGAGUAAAGAAAUGUUAACACACUUGAUUGAAAGCAUACAGACGUCUGAGGAGUUUCCAGAAGAACUGUAUAUAAGCUUAAAACGCCGUCGGCGAAUCGGGGACCUUACCUUUCGCAUGGAAAGAGAUGAGACUGCAGAGAACACAAGUUGCGACCGUUUCGUCAGCCGCACCGAAAGAACAUCCCAGCACGAGGUGAUCACCAAUACUGAACCUGAUUACAACAUAUCCCUGCUGCAACAGAAUCAACACAACUUUUUCGAUGUAGAAGGCUGCAGUGGAUCCAUCAAGCUAUUUCGUAAUGAUGUGGUAGAUGGGAAUAAUUCGAAUCAAGACAAGACUAUUCAAUCAACUGCUUCAAAUCAACACAACACUAUUCAAUCAACUGGUUCAACUCAAGACAAGAUUGUUCAAUCGGCUGGUUCAAAUCAAUACAAGACUCUUCAAUUAACUGGUUCGAAUGAAUUCAAAACUAUUCAGUCAAUUUGUUCCAAUCAAUACAAGGCCAUUCAAUCAACUGGCUCAACUCAAGGCAAGACUAUUCAGUCAAUUUGUUCAAAUCAAAACAAGGCCAUUCAAUCAACUGGCUCAACUCAAGGCAAGACUAUUCAAUCAACUGGUUUUAAUCAAUACAAGACUAUUCAAUCAUCUGGUUCAAAUCAAGACGAGAUUAGUCAAUCAAUACCAUGCAACCAGAAUAAAUCGGAUGUAAUAUUGCAACACAAUCAAGAUAUGCUAAUAAGUAGUAAUGUAGUAAGCUAUGAAUCUGGAUCCAGUAACAUCCAAAACGAAGACAUCCGAACGAAUGGCAUCUCGCAAAGAAAUGACAAUGGCGACCCUGUGUUUCAGAAAUUGGAAAACAUGGUGGACACUAUGAGAAUAGCUUUAACCAGAAUGAAGCGUUUCAUUGAAGUCGUAAUGGAAGAAUUAAACAAAGGCGAAAUUCCCGAGAGAAGAAAGGAACGCUUAAGAGAGACAAACGACAGGUUUAUAGAUUGUACCACUGGGUUGGUCUAUUCAUUAAAACAAAUUCUAAAGAGGGAAAAUCCUAAUGACCCCAACUUUGGAAAAACAUUUGCUGUCCAAAAUCCCCUAUACACAGAGUGCAUUGAACGUUGCCUGGAGCAAUUUGAAUAUACGCGCAUAGCGUUCGGCUAUAUAUCAGAGGCCUUAAAAUAGUACUAAGAUAUAAGUCAAACAAGUAUUUUAUAGUCUAUAUUACGCCUUUUUAAGGUUCCCUACUAAAACAAGGAACUUUGAUCUGAAUUAUUGGAACUGACUGAAUCUAACACAUUAUUUUAGUUGCGACAAUGUGUUUUAGGCUAUAGUAAGAGAGUGACGGCAUCAAGGGUUACUACUUAAAUUAAAAAAGAGAACUAGGACUCAAAACUCAAAUCAGUUAUUCAAAGUAGUUAUUAUUGUAUUCCAUUUGAUGGUCAGAAUUGUAAGAUUUGUAAGGUGAUGAUUAUUAAUUAUACGUAAACUUAAAACUAAAGAUACUAAGACUGAUUGUGAUAUUAGUUUAAAUCAUUAUAAUUCAAUAUAAUUGAAUAUUAUAAUUAUUACUUCAUUACUCAUAAUGACAUCCUCAAUCAUAUUUGACCACUUCAGCAAAAAUCAUAAAAUUUUUCAUUUAGCUUUACCAACAAAACUUGAGAAGUUUCCUUAGCGCGCUCUCCAUAUAAACGUAGUUGGGUUUCAUUUCAAUAUUAGAUUAGAUUUGAUUAUUAAAUGCAAAAUUGUAUGUACAAAUGGGUCUUCAAAUUAUAAAAGUCCAAUUACAAUCUGCCACGCAAUGGCGCGCAAUUUUUGAGUAGUGCAUUUUUAUAGUUAUAAUGUCAAAGAACAAACAUGUUUUCAAAAAAUAUUUGAAAAUAUUUUCAAAAAAUAUUCCAAAAUGUUUUCAAAAAUCUUUCGAAAUUUAAUUGAAAAAACAUAGUUUCGUUUGUGAUUGGGUGGUGCCUCAAAUUGUUAGCGCACACUGAGAUUUUUGUCAUCAUUUGUGUAAGAUAUUAUCUAUCAUUCUAUCUAUGAUAGACUCUAUCAUUUGUAUUAGAUUACGUAACAGAGAAAGCGUUAUUAAGCGUUAAUUUCUUUCCGUGGAUAGGGCAUAGUAAGUCUAUAUUUUUCCAUUAGUCUUUUAAGUACAGACUGUUUAGUCUUAAGAUGACAAAACAAAAAAUGUGUACCUACAUACUUAACAUUAUAAUCUUCCUCAAAAGUGUGAUAAAAUAAUAUAUUAUACUUUUUAUUAUAUAAGUAGGUAUUAUAUUUAUUAGUGUAAGAAAUAUUAAGUUUUCUAGAAAUUUUAUCAGUAGAUAUCGUAAUUUAUUUUGUAAUAAUAUUAAUUUCCUGUCUAUAUUUUACCAUUACUUGUAUGUGCAAACUGUUUAACCUUAA
This is a messenger RNA of Maniola jurtina (meadow brown), 4589 nucleotides long. RefSeq lists its product as uncharacterized. The coding region runs from base 384 to 3368 and encodes 994 amino acids. The transcript is spliced from 15 exons. The record is from RefSeq and is a predicted model, not a curated record. NCBI's taxonomy places the organism in Eukaryota, Metazoa, Arthropoda, Insecta, Lepidoptera, Nymphalidae.